AUUUCUCCUGCAGUGUCCAAGUCUGGAAUAGUGGAAAGUCUCUUGUCAUGGGCAGAUUCUGGAAUAGUGUUUCCUGUGGUGAAUUCUUUGGUCAAUCGCCUGAUAAGGACUCGGAUAUUUGUGGGUUACGUGAGAUAAAUGAUCCGCCUAACAAACGGGAAGAAGGAUUAAAACUUCAGCAAGGUCAUUUAGAAGGAUCAACAAUUAUAUAUGUACCUACCAGAAAAGAAACAUUAAGCAUAUCAAAGUUUCUUUGCAAGUGUGGAGUGAAGGCUGCUGCUUAUAAUGCCAAGGUAACUAUUUUUGUACAUCUGUUUAAUUUGGAUUACCUAUCAUUCAUUAGUUUUUUUCAUUUUGGUAAUGGUUUUGUAACUCUCUUCCAGGCAAAGCAACCCUUUAGCCUUACUAGACUUCUGUCACUCCUAGUUUUCAAAAUUUGUAAAGUCUUAUAUCUCAUGAACGAUGAAAGUGGAAGCUGAAAGUUUUAUUCAAUAAGUGAUUAUUAACUUUAUAAAAUUGAUGCAUUCUCCUUGGGGCAACAGAAACACCAUUAUUAACUUUCAUGUUUUCAACCUCUGUGCUAAUUUUUUUUUGUGACUGGUAAUGUUGUCACAAAAGGGUAGUGAUGAGGUUGCAAACACUCUUAUACUGCCAGCUUUCUUCUAGUAUUUGAGGUCCUUUUUCCUGUUUGGUAUGCAAGUGAUUUAUGCUUUUUAUUUUCCCCAGUUGCCAAGAUCACAUCUGAGGCAGGUGCACAAUGAAUUUCAUGAAAAUGCCUUGCAGGUAUGGACUAUGAAACUUUUGUA
This is a messenger RNA of Camellia sinensis, 806 nucleotides long. Lineage: Eukaryota; Viridiplantae; Streptophyta; Magnoliopsida; Ericales; Theaceae. The record is from RefSeq and is a predicted model, not a curated record.